Messenger RNA from Fundulus heteroclitus (mummichog), 1286 nucleotides. Its product is annotated as cell wall protein DAN4-like. The transcript has a single exon. The annotation marks the transcript as partial. Lineage: Eukaryota; Metazoa; Chordata; Actinopteri; Cyprinodontiformes; Fundulidae. The record is from RefSeq and is a predicted model, not a curated record.
ACUACCACAUCUGCUUCAAUGACAACUGCUGCUCCAACUACAAGCACAGCUGCUCCAACAAGUACCGCAGCUGCUCCCACAACUACCACAACUGCUCCAACAACCACCACAGCUGCUCCAACAACUACCACAUCUGCUCAAACAACAACCACAUCUGCUCCAACAACUACCACAGCUGCUCCAUCGACAACCACAGCUGCUCCAACAACUGCCACAUCUGCUCAAACAACAACCACAUCUGCUCCAACAACUACCACAGCUGCUCCCACAACGACGACAGCUGCUCCAACCACAACAACAGCUACUCCCACAACUACAACCACAGCUGCUCAAAAAACAACCACCGCCACUCCAACAACUACCACGGCUACUCUAACAACAACCAUACCUUCUACAACAACAACCACAGCUGCUUCAACGACAACCACAGCUGCUUCAACAACUACCACAGUUGCUCGUACAACUACCACAGCUUCUACAACAACUACCACAGCUGCCACAACAACCACUGCUAAACCAAUGACAACAACUGCUGUUCCAACAACUACCAAAGCAUCUACAACAACCACUGCUGCUUCAACGACAACUACAGCUACUCCAACAACUACCAAAGCUACUCGUACAACUACCACAGCAUCUACAACAACAACCACAGCCAGUCCUACAGCUACUGAGACAACAGCAACUACAGUUUCACAAACAACUUCCUCUGCAGUCAAUUACAAAUCAAGUGUCCUGCUUAUUUUACCCCUUUUUUCAUUUUUCCUAUUAAAUUAAAUGCUUGACGCUUACUUUCUUCCCAUUCUAAAAAUAAUCUGGAGAUUCAACUUUUUUCUCUUAAUGUAUUUAUAUUGAUUAUGUAUAUUUUUAUGAGCUUUUAUUGUGUCUUUUAGUACAUUAAAUCUAAUCUUCAAAUGUAAUACAAUGGUUAUACAAUGUAUCCUUAAAUUAAUUGUAUAUGUUUCUGGCUCUAAUGUAUUUUAAACAUGCAGUAAUAGAAUGUCUUAAGUGUUUUAAUAUAUAUUUUUUAAAUGCUACCAUUUCUAAUUUAAUAUUUAUUCUUUCAGUUGGAGCAUAAUAUAACUUAUUGAUCACGUGGCACAUAUGUUAUCUUUUCUUUCCCUUUCACAUAAAUGUUCCUACAAUUUAUUAUAUGUAAUUUAUCUAUCAAUGAUUAAAAAGCUCAGCCUGAUUUACUAGAUGUUUCUUUUUUUUUUUGCUUUGUGUGGUUAUAUAAUAAUUAAAGGUUAUAGCUACAACUUCUUCAUCAAAAUGGUAACAGUUUU